Sphaerodactylus townsendi is the source of this 1622-nucleotide messenger RNA. Its product is annotated as GEM-interacting protein-like. Lineage: Eukaryota; Metazoa; Chordata; Lepidosauria; Squamata; Sphaerodactylidae. The annotation marks the transcript as partial. The transcript has 6 exons. Gene Ontology annotation, biological process: signal transduction; activation of GTPase activity; negative regulation of GTPase activity. The record is from RefSeq and is a predicted model, not a curated record. Gene Ontology annotation, cellular component: plasma membrane. Gene Ontology annotation, molecular function: GTPase activator activity.
UCACAGUGCUCCCUGACCUGUCACAAGAAAUGCUUAGAGAGCCUUCUCAUUAAAUGUGGUCAUCAGAAACUACCAGCUCGGGUGCCGCUCUUUGGGGUGGAUUUCACUCAAGUGCCACGGGAUUUUCAGGAGGAGGUGCCAUUCAUCGUAGUGAAGUGUACCUCUGAGAUAGAAGCUCGUGGCCUGGGAGUGCAGGGGAUUUACCGAGUCAGUGGGGCCAAAGCACGGAUGGAGAAGCUGUGCCAGGCCUUCGAAAAUGGCCGGAGCUUGGUGGAGCUGUCAGAUCAUUCACCUCACGACAUCACCGGAGUCCUUAAACAUUUUCUUAAGGUGCUGUCCAGCCCUGUGCUUCCAUACAAGCUCUACGAUGAUUUCAUUGCCCUUGCAAAGAACUUGCCAAAACUUGAAGGUAGGGCUGGAGAUGAUUCUGAGACACUGGCUGAUCCCAUCAAGAGCACAAAGGAUAUCCUGAGUAAAUUGCCAGCCACGAAUUAUAACACCUUACGGCACAUCAUUGCUCACCUGUACAGGGUGGCUGAGAGAUACGAAGAGAACAAAAUGUCUCCCAACAACCUUGGGAUCAUCUUUGGCCCUACACUGAUCCACCCUCCCACCACCAACGAUGUGUCCAUGUUGUGCCUUGUGGAAUCAGGGUAUCAGUCCCAGCUGGUUGAGUUUCUCAUCCUCAACUAUGAGAAAGUUUUUGGGAUGGAUGACCUCCCUUCGACUGGGUUCUGUGAGCGGGAAAAUUCCUUGCAAGGAGGAACUACCAGUGAAGGUCUUCCACGCAACGCAAGAGAAAUUGACAUUUCUUCAGAGAAACCCCCCUCUGAGUUGUACCGGAAUGAGGAUGAUGAUGUAGCUGAGAACUGUUCAUCCACCAGUGCCAGCCAGAAGCAGCUUAUGGAGCAAACCCACUCCACUGUGAGCAGAGACAGCGUAGAGCUGAACUGCAUGGAUGAUGAUGACACAGAGGACUGUACACUUGACCAGGGGGCUGUCAUCAGCAGGCAGUCCCGAACGCGUUUCUGCCGGGUGCCUGUAAAAUAUGCUCAUGCCUUCAUCCCCAGAGUUUCCAGCCUGCCCUUGCUGGCUGCUGCCCUGUCUGGCUCAGAGGCAAUAGGCAACCUCCUCGAUGUGGGUUCGAUGGGUUCGAGCAGCCGUAGUGCCUCGCCAGACACCCGAGGGCGGCACAAGCGCUUUGAGAUCACCCCACAGACUGCCAGGAUAGUUGCCAAGCUCCAGCCUCACAAUGGAAACCAAGGCUGCUGCCAGUCUGACGAGGCAACAGCGCUGUAGGGGAAAAACCUGCAAACACAUUGUGAGGAUGCAUGAAAAAGAGCUUUUGGGACACCGCAGGUUGGCUAGAAGGCUAGAGACCCAGUUCUUGGAGAGGCCGUUCCAUGCAAAAGUGGAAUAUCUCCAUGUCCUUCCUGAACGUCAGAGAAGCAACCGCCCUGGGCUUUUCUCCCGCACGUGAUUCUCUUUCCAGACUUUGCCACCCACCUGUUUUAAGUGUAAUGUGCAUGUCUGCCCCAGACUUCAAGCUAGUGGCUAAAAACCUAGCAGUACAAGCUGCCAAGGGGAGAGGGCAUUGAUCCUGGAAGUCUACUUCUACAGUC